GUUCGAAAUUUCAUUUGAAUGGAAAAUCCAGGCUGCUGUAGUACCCCAGUUCAUGACAAAAAAUGGAUUUUACAGCACAGUUCUGCAGGUUUAAGCUAUAACCUAUGUUUUGCUUGCGCUAUUUUAAAUCUGGAAAAUGAUCGUCAAUUCACAGUGUAUAAAAGAUUAAUACUUUCUGAACUCGUCGAUAUUUUGCGGAAAAUUCCUAGAAUUAUUGAAAUUGCUGUUGAAAACGAAGACAAAGUCAUAAUGCAUGCAUCGAUGGUUCUUUUAGGUUUAUCAUGCGGUAAAGAUGAACGCCUUGCCGCUCCAGCUAGUGAAUGUCUUCUCCUGUUCCUUUUCCACACAAAAAAAGAAGCGGUAGAGCUCGCUGUAACGCAGAGAAUGACUGUCGAGAUACAAGAAGAAGAAAAUUAUCUUCAGACUUUGCCUCAACUCCGGUUGCUUGGGGGUCUUUUCCAACUGCUGCCCGAGAUAAUAGAAAAGACUUUGACAGAUAAUGGCAAGUUUCUGCAAUUCGUAGUGAAUGGGAUGACUUAUCCAUCAGAGGAAGUGAAGUCUGCUGUCGUAUACUUGUUGAUUCAAAUCUUUUCAGCCGAUUCCCGUACCAGUGAUGAUGCUUUAUCCGCUACCGACCGUUUGAUAGUCAGUGGAAUAUUGAGUAUUCUGACUCAUGAUCAAAAGAAAGAUUUAACGAAGAAUACACUUGCACUACUAAAAGUAUUCUUAAGCAAAGAACCUAGAAGAUUUGGUAUGUUUUUUGAGAAUUCAAGUAAAACUUCGGAUUUCUCCGUAAUUAUCAAAAAGAUGAUUCUGUCUCCAGAUUCCUCAUUUCAAGUGAGCAUCAUUCAAACUCUGUGCCAUAUACUAUCAGAUUCCUCAGAAUAUGAAAAUCAUGUUCACCUUCUACUAGCAGCAAAUAUUCCAGAAUUAUUGUUUGAAGCAGUAUGCAUCAAAAAUGACCUUUUAAUUGAGACUAUUCUUUGUUGCCUUGUUCUCAUGUCACACUAUUCUUUGUUCUUCAAAACAUGUCAUAAUAUAUAUGGCAUGACAACAAUUUUGGAUGUAAGUCAUCAUCUUCUGUCGGUCAGAAACUGGAGGUUGUUAUGUGUUGCUUUUAAUUUCUUGACACGUAUGGCUUCUAGUGACCAGUGUCUUUCUUCUGGUUCAAUUCGAUGCUCCCUUUUCCAGCAAUCUAUUAAACUGGUUGAAAAAGCGUUUAAAGUACGCAGUACUACUGUGCUUCUUGCUGCUGGCAGAUUUUUUAUAGUUUUGCUUAUGAAAAGGAACCUGCCGACGCCUUUUCCUUUAUCUUCUAUUCUUCAUGUGGUGCAUUCAUGCCUGAAAGAUAUGUCAGCAUUUUUUUCUCCUACUUCGCAUUCUGACACAUAUUCCAGAAAACAUAUUGAUAAUAUUAAUAAUUUGCCUACAGAUAUGAAAAUAUUAAUGUCUGGUUUGGAUAUUAUUUAUUACAGCCUUAGAAUUGCGAAAGAUGAUUGCUCAAACACUAUCACAGAAGAUGCAUUUUCAUGUCCUGGUACUGGAAACGUAGAUGAAAUACAACAAGAAUCUUACAAAAAGAGAAUUUAUGUUCCGCUAAUGAAUAUAUCGUUAUCAUCUUUAGACGAAAUAUUUAUACCGUACUGUCUGCAUCUCGAUUCAAAAGCUCACGUCGGGCAGAUAAUUUGGUUUCAUGUCUUCAAAGUUCUAUCGAUUUUAUUUGAAGAUAAUGCAGAUGAUGAGUUACUUUUUGCAUUUGCAAAGAAGAUUCUAAAAGUUCGACUUUUUAAGCAUCUCUGGGAUGUGAAAAUGAAUGAAACCUAUUUAUCUAAUUGCGAUUUUGUAGAUGUAAAAGACGUUUGCAAUCAGUGCCUGAAAAACGUAUUACAUUGUUUUCUCAAGAAAUCUGAUCCUUCAGAUACAUAUAUGGAAACAGUAGACAGUGGAAUCGUUCAUCUUGACUGCUCCUUUCAAGAAUGUGCUUAUUUCCUAUCGCAGAAAUGUGACGUAACUGAAAGCAGCUCUUCCGCAUCCAGCAUCGCUUCAGCUCAAGUAGCUUUCCUGUGUCUAUGUUACAUAUCCUUUACUAAUGAAGAAAUGUUAAUCGAUGUUAAAUUGCUAAUUCCUCAUUUGGCGUAUUAUAUCACGUGUAAUUACGAGACCUUCAACUCUUCGGAAAUUAUAGUGAAACAUUUGAUAUAUAUUAUCGCUGUCUGCAUGUAUGAAUGUGUUUCCAAAGGUAUAAAGCUGGAUACUGGACUUAGUGAAGCUAAUGGAUUGCUUUGGACUUUAAUGUCAAAAUUAUCAUCUUAUUCAUUAAUAUAUACACAUCAUAAAGUCCUACUGUGGUGGUGCUUCAGAAACGAUUCAGUUAACCCGUUUUGUUCAUAUGUGCUUCAGAUGUGGCUAGAAUCCAGCAUGGAAACAGAAAAUCACGAUGUUAAUAUCCUUCUUCACUUGUUAUGUUUGAACAAACUGGCACGGAAAACAUAUAUGGAUUUAUUUGAUCUGACUUCCCCAAUUCAAUCUCGUAUUGCAUUUUCAUUUCUCAAGAAAGCUUAUGAAUGCGAAGUAUACCAAAAUACCGCUUUUAGUGAAAAAAUGGAUGAAUUAAUUUCCGAUUUAGUGCAACAUAUCCAUGUCUCCUUGACAAGAUUGUUCAUUAUAAAAAAUUACGGAGAAAAGCAGUCAAAUGGUA
This is a messenger RNA of Stegodyphus dumicola, 2698 nucleotides long. Its product is annotated as meiosis inhibitor protein 1-like. The record is from RefSeq and is a predicted model, not a curated record. Lineage: Eukaryota; Metazoa; Arthropoda; Arachnida; Araneae; Eresidae. Gene Ontology annotation, biological process: meiosis I.